AUAACUUCCUUUCUGGGACUAAUGUAAGUCUAGGUUCCUUCUUUCAAACAAACAUAUCGUAUCUCUUGAAGCCCUGACCCCACGGCGGCAGGUUCAGAGAUAUAAAAGACACGUUGGUAAUGACGACUGUGCAGUGUCUGCAACACAGCUACGAUUAUACUUAACAUAAUCUACCUACUCAAAAACUACAUAAGCUUCCACAAUGCCCAAUAUUCUUAUAUCAAUCCUCACGUAUUGUUCUUGAAUUCUGUCAUAACUUGAGAACAAAUUGUGCCUUAACACAAUCCAACACCUCCUUAUAAGUCGUUAGUACGCAAUUAUGAUCACCGCGUAUCAACUCCAUGUAAUGUUAUAUCCCAGGUCAGUUUGAUUGUGAAGCUGUAGUACAAUAGAUCUAUAAUCGGUAAUCCUUCUAAAGCGGACAUGGUUGAAGGACGUCAAACCAAUGGCUUUAUGCGACGUGAUUCCAGCUCGCAAGACCUGUGACUAUCGAUUGUUUUAGGAGGGGGAUCUCUGGAAGACCAAACAUUGUUCGCCGGCUAGUGCAUAUGUUCCGAGACGCAUUUCGAUCCGACCACCCGAAUUGACAAGGAUAUAUGUGUAGCAUCUUCCCCUUCGUCAUCCCACUGACUCGUAUUGGCGUUCAUGCUGAUGUCACAGCCGUUGUUUUUGUUGAACAUGCGUUGUCAUGAAAAGGAAUGACGUCAGGAAAAGUGAACUCUUGGAGUUUGUGAUCUAUUGUCGAUAACACAUGACAUACGUAUAGUUGGCAGCGAUUGCCGCGCGUCUGACAAAGACACAGAGACGUUUAUGUAAGAUUGUGCUACGAGGGAUGUGGCAGCCACGUGUAGAGGCUGUGUUGUAGACAUGUGACGAGGAACCGUCGUUAAGGGGCGACUGUGAUGCCAGAGUUCAUCUGGGGGUGUUCCGGCCGAUCUGACUUAUUCAGUAUGGGUUGCGGAGCCAGCGUGGGUAACGAGGAGGACCCACUGAAAGUGGUUGUGUUUGGAGCUCUUGGAAUGGUGGGUGGAGCGGUGGCGUCGGCUCUGGUCAAAAGUCCAAGGGUGAAGGUCAUCGCUAUCACUCGCACCCCAACGAGUGGUCGUGCUAACGAACUAGCUGAGAAAGGCGCAGUGAUAAGUACAGCUGAUCUGAAUGAUCCACGGAGCUUGGAGCGCGUUUUCGAGGGAGCGCAUGCUGUCUUCCUGACAACACAUUACUGGGAGCACUUCAGCAAAGAGAAGGAAAUCACACAGGGCACCAACGCUAUAGACGCUGCUGUCAGCUGCAACAUCCGCCAUCUUGUUUUGUACGGUUCCGAGGCGCCUGACCCCGAGAAAGUACCCGAAUGUGGCCCCUUUGAAGCAAAGGCUGAGUUGGAAGAGUAUUUGAUGUCCCAAGAUAUACCAUACACGUUGUUGAGGAUGCCAUUCUUCUAUGAGAACCUGUUGACAAUAUUUAAGCCGCACAGAUUAAAAGAGGGCAAAUAUGCAAUAGCCUUGCCACUAGAGGGCGACUCAAUUGACUGCAUGAGCGUGAGUGAUAUGGGGCGAUGUGUCUUGAACAUAUUCCUGAAGCCGAAACCAUAUCUUGGUCAAACGGUCAACCUGGCUAUAGACAGGAUCACGGCCAAGCAGAUGGCGGACAUGCUGACCAAGCACAUGCAUCAUAUCGUCUUCGUUUCUCCACUGAUUGGCAUUGAAGACUAUGCGAAUUUCAAAUUCAGUGGAGCCAAGGAUCUCGCAGCUAUGUUCCAGCACUAUAGAACCGUGGAGGCUGUUGGAGACAUUCGUGCGACGAAGAAACUGUGCGGUACGUCUGUAACAUUCGACAGGUGGGUGAUUGAAAACACAGAUAAGAUCAUGCUGGCGAUGAAGGAAGACGAGGAGUUGUGAUGUCCAUUGAAGCACGAGCUUCAUCAGGUAGUCUGCAGGAUGGUAUUGCUUCGUGAGGACGUGAAUUUUUUUUCGCGUCUUUGUCGGGAGGAUGUGUUCAAAGGGACGUGAAUGGAGUGCAUGGCUCAUUGGAAGUGUCCAUCACAACGUGCCUCAAGGAAAGUGUAUGGAACAGUUACUUUCAGGAAAGUGUUUAUCUGGCACUUUGAAGCUUCUGGAACAUGUUCAAUGGUGAUGUUUAUCGGAAGUGUCCAUUACAACGUGUACCAAGAAAUGUGUAUCAAACAGUUGCUUCAAGGAAUGUGUAUCAAACAGUUGCUUCAAGGAAUGUGUAUCAAACAGUUGCUUCAAGGAAUGAGUAUCAAACAGUUGCUUCAAGGAAUGUGUAUCAAACAGUUGCUUCAAGGAAUGUGUAUCAAACAGUUGCUUCAAGGAAUGUGUAUCAAACUGUUGCUUCAAGGAAUGAGUAUCAAACAGUUGCUUCAAGGAAUGUGUAUCAAACAGUUGCUUCAAGGAAUGUGUUUAUCUCGUAGUUUGAAGCUUCUGGAACAUGUUUGAUGGUGAUGUUUAUCGAAAGCUUGCUUCACUGUGGAGCUGCUGGAAUGUGAUUCAAGAACGUUUUGGGAGCACUUACGUAACCUUGACGGAACAGGUGUUUUAAAAGUUGCUUCGAACGCGUGCUUCCACGUGACAGGAACACAUGACUCAAGUGAAAUGUUCGGAACUUUUGGGAAGAAGAGUUGAUCACACUCUUCACUGGAAAUUGUUUGAACGUUGUUCUGGCAUGCUUCGAGUGAUGAAAUUACCUAGAUAAUAGUUUUACAGAAGACAGCUCGAUUCUCGAACAAGUGACCUAAUCACGUGACCUACGUAAGGGGCAAGGACAACCCACGUUGUGUUUAGGCCUUCUGCAAGUUGGCUGUAAUCGCACAAGCUAUUUACAGGGUAACAGUCGUUAAUGUGAUUGAGUUGACAUCAAAGGUGCAACGCAAUGGACAUGUGACUGCCCACUUUGAAACCCUACCAUUUGCAAAAGGGGUAGUUACAAAAGUGAAAACAUCGUUUUUGUGUUGAGUAGGGUCUAUAUUAUAAUAAAUACAUAUAUUUACAAAUAUCCUUUUUGUCUAACCGAAACAAAUAUAUAACGCACAAUACAGUGGACUACAUGGGGAUAUUUUUACUCAAAUAAACAUGCUUUCCACACACA
Messenger RNA from Haliotis rubra (blacklip abalone), 3102 nucleotides. Its product is annotated as nmrA-like family domain-containing protein 1. The transcript is spliced from 7 exons. Lineage: Eukaryota; Metazoa; Mollusca; Gastropoda; Lepetellida; Haliotidae. The coding region runs from base 903 to 1895 and encodes 330 amino acids. The record is from RefSeq and is a predicted model, not a curated record.